CACUUCAACUAAACCCACAAAAAAAAAAAAAAACAUUCACAAAUAAAUUAACUUGACCAUAUUGUAACCAUUUCCGCGUUUGCUCUCCCCAGAAGAAUCCUCGCGGGACAAACAGUACAGGACCUCUAGGGAUUCGCUACUGCUGUCAUGGCUUCAACUUCCUCCACACCCCUAUCAAUCUCCUCAUCAUCAAGCCUCAUUGAUGCCAAGGCUUCUCGCCAAUCAGCAGUUGCAUCACCACAGUGUGUGAGCCUCCCUACACUCCCCCCUCCUGUCCAGCCCCAAAACCGCCCCUGGAAAGCCACUGCUUACUGUCGAAAGAUAGCUCGCAAUGUUAUGACUAUGGCCACAGGAGAGGCUCCAGCAGAAGUUGCUUCAACUGAGCUUCCAGAGAUUGUCAAGGCAGUUCAAGAGGCUUGGGAUAAAGUUGAAGACAAGUAUGCAGUGAGUUCACUUGUGAUAGCUGGUGGAGUUGCCCUCUGGGGUUCGACUGGGUUGAUCUCGGCAAUCGACAGGCUUCCUUUGAUUCCUGGGGUUCUUGAGCUUGUUGGAAUUGGGUACAGUGGAUGGUUUGCAUACAAGAACCUGGUUUUCAAACCUGACAGGGAAGCUUUAAUCGCGAAAAUAAAAGACACAUACAAGGAAGUAAUCGGCAGCAGCUAAAGAAAGCCAAUUGAAAGACUGCCGCAAUGAGGUGAACUUUCUGUUUUCACUAAAAAAGAAAAACCGUGCAGCAUUGUGCAUGAACAUGUUGCCUCGCUUCAUUUUCUUUACGAAGUUUCUAACCAGAGUAAAUCCGUGUAAUGUACCCUUUAUCUUAAAGAUACAUGUAAUUAAAUAUUUUGCU
Molecule: messenger RNA, 847 nt
Organism: Populus euphratica (Euphrates poplar)
Lineage: Eukaryota; Viridiplantae; Streptophyta; Magnoliopsida; Malpighiales; Salicaceae
Product: protein CURVATURE THYLAKOID 1B, chloroplastic-like
Exons: 6
Coding region: 148-663 (171 amino acids)
Cellular component (GO): chloroplast thylakoid membrane; thylakoid
Source: RefSeq, a predicted model, not a curated record